UCCGGUUUCGGCAUUUUGUCAGUUGAAAGUUGAACAGUUGAGAAAGACUUUUACAUUGAUAGCUCCAAUAUAACCGUCCAAAAUGGGCGUCCCUAAAUUUUAUCGGUGGAUAAGUGAACGAUAUCCAUGUUUAAGUGAAACAGUGAAAGAACUACAGAUACCAGAAUUUGACAAUUUAUACCUUGAUAUGAAUGGAAUCAUCCACACAUGUUCUCAUCCUGAUGAUAAUAAUCCACAUUUCCGUAUCACACUAGAGAAGAUAUUGGCUGACAUCUGCCAUUAUAUUGAGUUUUUGUUUCGUAUAAUAAAACCAAAGAAAGUAUUCUUCAUGGCUAUUGAUGGAGUAGCUCCAAGGGCAAAGAUGAACCAACAACGAGGAAGAAGAUUCAGAUCUGCAAGGGAAGCAGAAGAAUGUGAAAAGAGGGCUAGAGAAUCGGGGGAAGUUUUACCCACAGAGAAAAGAUUUGAUUCUAACUGUAUUACACCAGGAACUGAAUUUAUGGUGACACUCCAUGAACAUUUGAAAUAUUUUGCGGCACAAAAAGUAUCAACAGAUCCAUUAUGGCAUGGAGUCAGAGUUUAUCUAUCAGGUCAUGAGACCCCUGGAGAAGGAGAACAUAAGAUCAUGGAUUUUAUCCGACAUGAUAGAACUCAGCCAGGUUAUGAUCACAACACAAGACAUUGUCUAUAUGGAUUGGAUGCUGAUUUGAUGAUGUUAGGUCUGUCCACUCAUGAACCGCACUUUUCAUUGUUACGAGAAGAAGUUAGAUUUGGUGGCAAGAAAGAUAAUAAAAGACCAGCAACACCAGAAGAAACAACAUUUCAUUUAUUGCAUCUAUCCUUAUUUAGAGAAUAUUUAGACUUUGAAUUUAAGGACUUAAAGGGGAAGUUACCAUUUGGUUAUGACGUAGAGGCUAUUAUAGAUGAUUGGGUACUGAUGGGAUUUCUAGUCGGCAACGAUUUUAUCCCAAAUCUUCCACAUCUACAUAUCAGACAUGAUGCUCUCCCCUUACUGUGGAAAACUUACAUGAACAUCCUACCAGAAUGUGGAGGGUAUUUAAAUGAAGGUGGACAUUUGAAUGUACCAAGAUUUGCAAAGUACAUGGAAGAAUUGAAAAAGUUUGAUAUUGAAAAGUUUACAGAUAUGUAUACAGACUUAAAAUGGUUGGAAGGCAAAAGACAACAAAAUCAUACAGAGAGUACACCAGUCAGACUCAAGCCAUCAGUUCCUGUACAUAAUCAGUUUUCAGCAAUAGGUAAAGAAGAAGUUGGAGAUGAGGCUUUAUUUGGUGCUGGACCAGGUGCACACUCAGAAGAACAGACGAAUACAGCAGAAGAAGAUGAAGAAAAUGUAGACACAUUUGAUGAAGAAUUUUUAUUGCAUAAAAGAAAUUAUUAUCAAACAAAAAUGGAAUUUGAAACUGUUACUCCAGAGGUUUUAAAAGACCAAGCUGAAGGCUAUGUCAGAGCUAUACAAUGGAUUUUAAUGUAUUAUUAUGAAGGUGUACCAUCAUGGAGUUGGUUUUAUCCUCAUCAUUAUGCACCUUACAUAAGUGAUAUCACUAACUUUAGUGACCUUGUGAUUGAUUUUGACCUUGGGAGACCAUUUUUUCCAUUCCAACAGUUAAUGGCUGUACUUCCUGCUGCCAGUAAAGAUCUGCUUCCUGCAGCAUAUCAGCCUCUGAUGUUAAAUGAAGAUUCACCCAUUAUUGACUUCUAUCCUGUCAAUUUUCAAACAGAUUUAAAUGACAAACAACAAGAAUGGGAGGCAGUUGUGUUAAUCCCUUUCAUAGAAGAGGUUAGAUUGAUUAGAGCUAUGAAAGAUGUUGAAAACAGAUUAACAGAUCGGGAAAAGGCCAGAAAUAAACAUGGACCCUGUAUUUUAUAUGAAUAUACAAUUGAAGACCAAGGCCCAUACCAGUCCUCAAUGCCUGGGGUGUUCCCUGACUUAGGAGUCAACUUUGCUCAUAUAACAGAAGUUUAUAUGGAAGAUUUCUAUGUGGAGAAGGGAAUGCUGAUUAAAGGACUUUUACCUGAAUGCAAAUUAGAUGUAUAUUACCCAGGAUUCCCUACUAUGAAACAUAUUCCUCAUACUGCUUUUUUGAAGAAAUGUAACGUGAAAGUGUUCCAGAUGUGUAGUAAGGGAGAGAACAUGAUGUUACAGAUUCUUGGCUCUGACGAGGACCGUGUAAGCCCCAGGGUAUUAGAAGAUGUGGCAAAAGAUUACAUAGAUGAACUUGUACAUGUUGGCUGGCCUCAUUUAUAUCAAGCUAAAGUUAUUUCUGUCUCAGACGAUGAAAACAGAUUUGUAUCGACUGAUGAUGGAACAAAGAAAGUAAAGGGCACACCUAAGAUGAUGAAACAUACACUGAAUGAGGAAGAAAGAGGUUUAUGGCAUAGAGAAGUUGACAGUAUAACAAUGAGAUACCAUGACAGACAAGGUGUAGAUGUCGGUCCAACCUUCUUUCUAGUCAAAGCUUUACCUGUUAAUGGCAAAAAGUAUGUUUGUGGAGCACAUGGUACCAUAAUUUUAGAGAAACAGUUUGCUUUUUUACCAAUUCCCUUUGUUUUACAAGCUACAUGCAAGGAUAUAGCUGUACACGAUCCGACAUACCAAGCCUAUAGUACUUUAUCAGAGUUGUUCCCGACUAAACAAUCAGUGUUUAUGAUGGGAUCACCACACUAUGGUUGUCAAGGAGAGGUAUUAGAAGUAGAUGAAGGUGAAAGUCCUCGUGUAAGAAUACAUGUCUCUAUACCAGAUGAACCUGAUUACAACAGGAUAGAGGCCCAUCCAGAGAACUUUCAACAGCGUUAUUUCCCAGGAUACAAUUUAGCACAGAGACUAGGAAUUAAUUCCCACUUCCUGUCUAGAAUAACUGGUUCCAUAUUCAUAAAGAAAGGAUCACGAGAGGAAUCUAAGGAUACGAGAGGGGACAGUGUAAAUAUAGGACUGAACUUAAAGUUUACCAAGAGGAAUGAAGAGGUCCCUGGAUACACGAGACUGGCCCCUAAUGGCUGGACUUAUUCAGAGAAAGCCAUGGAAACAAUAGGAGAAUAUCUUAGAAAAUUUCCUGACCUUUGGGACACCAUUAUAGGUCAACAGGAUAAUAAAACAGAUAACUUUUAUGAAGCAGAUAUUUUUAGUAAAAAUGGUGUUACACUAAAGGAUGUCACCACAUACCUUAAGACUUUACCAUGUAGCAGUAUAAAAACUAUGAAAACAGGAGCAGACAUUCUAGAUGAGGGAAUCAUUCAAGCUAUAGAAAAGGAAGUGAAUAGAGUCAUGGAGGAGAAUAGAAAGAAACAAAAGAGAGUGAAAAUGCAAGUGAAACCACAUCUUCUGUUUAGACCGAUCCCAAAUGAGAGUAGUAUAGUACCAGAUCAGACAGUAACAUUUAUGUUAUUUGACCGAGUGGUCAGUGUCAGACAGGGAUAUACAGUACCCUUUGGUUUACGAGGAACUAUCGUCGGUAUCCACAAGGCAGAGAAGGAAGCAGACACGAUGUUUGAAGUUGUAUUUGAUGAAGCUUUUAUAGGAGGAAUUAUUAUAAGAUGUACUGGUAAUAAAGGAUAUAGAGUUCCUAAAACUGCUGUAGUAAAUAUAUCACAUGGUGAUAGAAAAUACCAUGGUAACACUAACAGACAGAAAGCAGCAGAAAACUUCAAUAAAAACGCAUGGAGAAAUGACAAUAGUAAUAAUUACAAAAGUGGUAACUACGGUGAUUAUAAUUCUGGGAAUUCUAGGAACAAUAGCAGGGGAGGCUACUCUGGAGGAAAUCAAGACUAUAACAAUAGAAAUCAGGGUAGACAACUCAAUAAUGGUCAUGUGAAUGAUAAUUCAUACCCUAGACAUGGCUGGCAGAAUCAACACCCAGCUAAAUCUACAACAGACAGUGCCAAUGUGACAUUUAAUGAAUCUAAUAGACCUAAAAUGGAUAUUAGACAAGAAAGCUUUGAUGAAAGUCAGAAAGAUGCUCCUUUACAGUUUGUAACACCUAAAAUUCCUUCACCAGGAAGACCACAGAAGACCACACAAGGUCAACAACAAGAUUCUUCAAGGACAAUGGCAGCUAAGAUGUUUCAAGACAGCAAUAACUCAGAGUUUGCUGAUAUGUGGAAAGAAUUACAGAAAGAUUCACCAUCAGAAAAUACUUCACUGAACCAGGCAGCUAUGGCUUUGAAUAAACUCCCAGAUGACCCAGCAUUAUCUCCUAAAAUAGCACCCACUUCCUUCAAUGUUCAGAGUUUAUUUGAUGAAGCUAGCAAGUCCAACGCUGCAGAACUAACAUCUAAAUUAAAAGACUUAAGUAUGUUCCAGGAUAGUAAAAUGGAGGAUGGAGUUCUUGUUUGUUCUUUAAAGAAAUCAGAUCAAGACAAAGAGGAUGGAAGUGCUGCUUUAAAACAAAUGUUAAAUAUUGCCUCAGAGGAGAGUGAAAAGUUACCUCCUACUAAAGAGGUUCCCUCCUAUGGGAGACAGGUCUCUAUACAAGAACUGUUUGACGGUGUAAAACAGAAGAGUUCAAGUGAAACAGUACAAUCACCUAGUUCUAACCAGUUUCACCAGGCUCAGGACCAGCAAUAUCCACCUAAAACCAGUCAUAACCAAAAUCAACCGAAUCAAUACAACAAUGGAGGGCGGCAGUCUGGUAAUCAAGGUCGACCAAAAUCUGGUGGAAUGCAUCAAAGUAAUCCCAAUAUGAAUGUAUCUAGGAACCCUGUAAUGCAGCUUUUAGGUUUCUGUAAAUCAAUUGGCGUAUCAGAUCCCAAGUAUGAAUUCAACAGAACGAUACAGAGUGGAGGGUAUACUUGUGUGAUUAAUUUAAGUAAUGGUGCCCGGUUCCAGGGAGCUACCACCCCAACCCAGGAGGCUGCUGCUGAGAGUGCUGCUAGUAUAGCUCUACAUCAGUUAGGAGCAACUUUCCAACCGUCCACUCAAUGCCACCCACUAAUGAUGAUGCAUCAGAGAAUACCACCACCUGGGAUGAUGCCACAUAGGAUGCCACAAUCUCCUAGAUCUCAUCAACCACAACAGCCGUUCCCAUCAGCAUUCAGACCUGUCCAGCCUGCUGGUCAGAUGAAUGUCAGGGGUCAGGGGCAACACCAGAAUUACCAUGGUGGUAGGGGAGGUAACCAGGGGAUUUAUAGUUGGCAGCAGCAACAGGAACAUGGUAGAACAAGACAACAUAGUGAUUCUCUACCGUCUUCAGUUGUAUGUCAGCCAAGUGAGGAACAGUCACCGAACAAACAAUCGUCUCAAGCUAACCCAUUUAUACCACUACAGGUAACAAAACAACAGAAGACUCCACAGAAGAAAAAACAUAAAGAUGACAAUGUUAAUAACAAUAUGUCAACACCCCCAAAAUCUGUACCGGAAACAAGUCCACCUCAGAUUUCUAAAGGAGAAAAGCAAUCACAUAUACCUGAAAGCAGUGAACAGAAAACUGUACAUGAAAGUGGAAGUAGAUCAAAGAAGACUCCGCCAAAACAACAGACACCAAAUAAACGAAAAUCUAGAUUAGCAGCUAAUUUUAGUGGAAUGUAAUAGAAAGAGAUUAAAUUAUCGUCAGAUGAAUGGAAUGUUUUUAAAUCUUUUACAAACUUUUCUGUCUGUUUUUUCUCUCCCUUUUCAACUAUUUUCCAAACAACAUUUUGCUAGAGAACCAAGUUCUCUUUAUUUGUCUAAUCUUUGGUAUGUUUUUCAGCAGAAGACAUUUUUCAUAUCAGUUUUAUUGAAGGCAUUUUAAUGUACAUAGUGUAUUCAAAGUUUUCCUUCAAAUCUUUCUAUAUAUAAAUUUGUAUAAAAUUUACGCAGGUUUUAUUUUUGUGUAUGAUAUUUGUGUAAUUUUAUCUACAUUGUAUAUAGCUGAAAACAGAAUUAUAAUGGUAUUGAAAAAAAAUAACAUCAAGCAAUCUUGUUGUGAGCAACCUUCAAAAGGUCAAGUAAAAUACAUUCUCUAAAAUUGACUUUCAAUAAGGUUGAAAUUUAAAGUAAAAAUUAUAAGAUACUUUAAAGUUUCAAAAUCCUCUUAAUCUACAAUUUUUUUUGGAUUUUUGUAAAAAUGUAAUUAAGAUAUUGAAUACCAUUUUUUUUUCUGCAAAAGUUUCACAAAAGAUACAUUGAUUUUAACAGUUUUUUAGUGUUGAAAAUGGUUUAGAUGUCAAAAUAACACCAGAAACAAUUUAAAUUUUACAAUAAAACAUAUAAUUAGUUAUGUAUUUCAAGAAGUGCUAAUUUUUUAAUAGCAUGUACUAACAUUAUGUACAGAGGAAAACUAAAUGCAACGAUUGCAGUUAGAAUUAAUAAUUCUGUGACUAAUUUCACAAAAAAAUCUUUAUGUAAAAAUAAUGUAAUUAUGAACACUUCUGUAUUACUAACGAUAAUUUAAUGUCCUAAGAGUGUUGUUAAAAGAGCCCCAGUACUUGACAACACUUACUUUAGUUAAUUCUAUAUUGUCAACAUGUCCUUGUUGUAAACAUUGAUGAAUAAAAUUCAUCCACUGCUGAAGUUCUGUUAAUAUUAACACGAUUAUAGACCACUGAUUCCUUCAUUAAAUCAUUUAAAACAAAUGGACGAAGUCAGCUAUGUCCUAUUUUGAAUUUUACAACUAACUAAUACUAUUAAUGAUACAAAAUGAGGAGAAAUUGCUGAGAUAUAAAAGAGCACUGUGUUCCUCUCCAUAAAAUUGAUGACUAGUUAUGUAAUUUUAGACAGCAUGAUUUGAUGAUAAAAACCAGAAUUCUUAUUGAAAUUGAAAGAAUUCUUACGUAUAUGAAAUAAAAUAAUGACCCUCAUCUUUCCCUCACAUGUCUCUGAGUAUCUUUUAGUUUCUUGUAUAUUUUGUGAAGACAAAGUGAUUUUGAUAAUUAUAAAAUCCCUCUACUGUAUAUUAAAAGAGAACGAGACCUGCUAAUUCAAACUUCAUAUUUAUUUUUUUAAUUUUGGUGAGUAACACCUUUAUGAUUUGAUUAUUGCACCUUUUAUUCCUUUUUUUUCAUAUUUAGAAUUAAAACCAGGUGGAAAUGGCAAUUUAAUGAAGUCAGUAAAAUCAUCUUCUCAAUACAAUCUAUAUGUAUUGCAACACAUACAAAUUGAUUACUUACACUGAGUUAACCUGUCAGUAACCACAUGCAGAGUUACUUCUGUCUUUUAUUGAAGUGACCCAUUUACAUAACUGAAGGUGGUACCCAACACUUGCACUAAAAUGAAUUUGGCUCUUUUAAUUUUCAUAAAAUUUUGUCAAAGUACUUACUUUGACCCUAUUACAAAAAUAUAAAAAUUUUGAACCAACCGUUUUGUCAGAACAAUUACACUGGUUACAUAGCAGUUUGACAAACACCAAUUUUGAUCAUAGAGAAGCUUAAUAUUCAUUUUACAACACAACGCAAUUAAAAUGUUUAGCUGACUUUACAGAGUUAUCCCUGUAGUGUUAGGUACCACCUUAACUUGGGCUUUUAAAUCUCAGUUAAGAUUUCUUUCAAAGUCAUUCUUUGACUUGUUUUUUUACCACUUCAUGUUUUUCUAACAAUAUUGAAGUUUUAAGUUUUACUUCUUAAAUACAGUUGUGUUAAAAUGCUUUUUUAAAGUAGAUUUAAACAACUUCCAUGCUUAGAUAAAGACAUCAUGUGUAUAACUUAUUGGUUUGUGCAUGAAUAUAUGUGUAAAUAAUACUACAAUGUAGUUUAUAUUUUCAUCACUAAGAUGUCACAUGUCAAUUUUGUAACCAAUGGAAUUUCAGUAACAACACUGAUUUAUUUUAAACGUCAGUUUUAAUGAUUUUAUUUUGUAAAUUGUAACUUACAUUAUUGCUUUCAAGCAAUAGACUUUUACAUUAAAAACCUGUUUGAAAGU
Mytilus trossulus (common blue mussel) is the source of this 7849-nucleotide messenger RNA. RefSeq names its product 5'-3' exoribonuclease 1-like. Bases 83 to 5542 code for a protein of 1819 amino acids. Gene Ontology annotation, biological process: nuclear-transcribed mRNA catabolic process. Lineage: Eukaryota; Metazoa; Mollusca; Bivalvia; Mytilida; Mytilidae. The transcript is spliced from 39 exons. Gene Ontology annotation, molecular function: 5'-3' exonuclease activity; nucleic acid binding. The record is from RefSeq and is a predicted model, not a curated record.